Symbiodinium pilosum is the source of this 925-nucleotide messenger RNA. The record is from the annotation of a GenBank genome assembly. Lineage: Eukaryota; Dinophyceae; Suessiales; Symbiodiniaceae.
AUGGAGGGCCUCCGCUUCAUGGACUUCCUUGAGCUGUCCGAGUCGGCUUCAGAAAUCAGCGAGGACGAUUCCAUCUUCGACUCUGAUGUUGAGACCAGCGACGGCGAGGACUUUGCAGGCGUUCCCCUGUGGCAGACGGCUUUUAACAUCGCAAAGGGCAUCAUUGGUGAAGGGCUAUUGAGUCUUCCAGCUGGGCUUGCUGCUGGGACGGGUCUCUUCUCCGGAGUCUGCAUUGCCUUGGUGUUCUAUGUCGUUAUGACCUACACUUUCUGGACCUUAGGGCGCAUGUGCGAGGCGACAGGUGAAAAAUCCCAUCGCGGUCUGGGGGACAGAGUCACCUCUGGGGUCUUCUUCGGAAACUUGAUGGCAGUGGCCAACUUAAUUCAGACCCUCUGCUGCUGCGUCGCAUAUGCACUGGUCAUUGGGCGAAAUGCGGAAGACGUCCUUGCCCCUUUGCAGGCAAACACCUGGAUAAGCUCACGCCGCGGCAGUUGGGUGACGAUCCUCAUCUUCAUCUUGUUGCCCUUGUGCUUGCUCCGGGACCUCUCUAAGCUCGCAUGGUCGAGCUUUUUGGGCCUUCUUUGCGAGGCUUUUGUGGUAGGCUUCAUGAUCUGGCGAUUCCUGGAUGGGUCAUACCAUCCGGGUGGCCAGUUCUACGACAGUCAGACGCCUGGCACCCAUGUGAGUUGGGGUGACAGCGGAGAGGCAGAGACCUGGACCAUCAGCUUGAGCACCUUGACCUUGGUCUCCAGCAUGUCCACUGCGUUCCUGGCGCAUUACAACGCGCCGAAGUUCUACCACCAGCUGCGCAAUCGCGGUUCCCGCCGCUUUUUAGUGGCCACUCUGGCAAGUUUCACGCUGGCUUUGGUGCUGUUCGUGGCCUGCAUGGUGGUGGGGUACCUGACCUUUGGGCAAAACUGCUCAG